Messenger RNA from Carica papaya (papaya), 2798 nucleotides. Its product is annotated as putative TPR repeat-containing protein At1g05150. The record is from RefSeq and is a predicted model, not a curated record. Lineage: Eukaryota; Viridiplantae; Streptophyta; Magnoliopsida; Brassicales; Caricaceae. Gene Ontology annotation, molecular function: protein binding; calcium ion binding. Gene Ontology annotation, cellular component: plasma membrane.
UUAUCAAUCAACGCCUCUCUUUUUGGUCCCUCUCCCUCCUCCUUCCUUUCUCCACUAGUACCGUGAUACAUCUCUCGCCGUCUUCCCUUAUCCACCUUCCAUACCCUAGGCCUACCCAACACCCUCAAUGGCCACCAGAGGGACCAGAUCAGAGAAGGUCAAGAGAAUUUUCCAACAAUUCGAUGCAACGGACGGUGGCCUCAACAGAGACGAGAUGGCGGCACUCGUUGUCGCUGUCAACCCUAGGGUCAAAUUCAGCGACGAGCAGAUCAAUGCGAUCCUCGACGAAGUCUUCCGUACAUACGGCGAGUUCAUAGAUGGCGAGAAGGGCUUGACCUAUGACGGUCUUCUGCGUACAUACGACGACGGUGCCGGGGACGUGGACAGAGAUUUUGACGCGCUUGGUCUUGAGCUCACCUUCGAAGAAAAUAAAGGGACUUCCGUUGCAUCUGAGCCGUCGUCGUCUUCUAUUGUCGACGAGAAGACAAUCGAGUCACAGAAGAAGCAGAGGACCGCGGCGUGGGCGGUGUCGCCUAAUCACGGCAUCGUUUUUGAUGAGACGUGGAAGAUUGUUGAUGAUUUGGAGAUUCUGGUGAAGAGAUUGAAAGCGAAGCAGGCUAAGGAUGGGAAAUUGAAAGGGGAUAAUUUUGAUGCCUAUUCGGAUGCCGGUUGGUCGAGAGAGUUGGGGCCAUCGACAGAAAUCUCUGACAAAAGGAUAUUCUGGGAAGAGUCCGGCCAUGAUUACGCGAUCUUCGUGAAGGAGUUGGCUGUUUUGAGGAGCAGGGCCGACGGGGCAAGAUCCAGAGAGGAGGCGUUUGAUGGGCAUAUGGCGAUUGGUAGAGUUCUGUACGAACACCAGUUGUUUAAAGAGGCUUUGGUUAGUUUUAAGAGAGCUUGCGAGUUGCAGCCGAUGGAUGUGAGGCCCCAUUUCAGAGCUGGGAACUGCUUGUAUGUUGUCGGUAAGUUCAAGGAGGCUAAGGAGGAGUUCUUGUUAGCGUUGGAGGCGGCUGAGUCGGGUGGAAAUCAAUGGGCUUACUUGCUUCCUCAGAUUUAUGUGAACCUUGGAAUUGCGCUUGAAGGCGAAGGUAUGGUCUUAAGUGCUUGUGAGUAUUAUAGGGAAGCUGCAAUUCUUUGUCCUACUCAUUUUAGAGCUUUGAAACUAUUGGGAAGUGCUCUCUUUGGGGUAGGGGAAUAUAGAGCCGCCGUCAAAGCUUUAGAAGAAGCUAUUUUUAUGAAACCAGAUUAUGCCGAUGCGCAUUGUGACUUGGCAUCGGCUUUGCAUGCCAUGGGUGAGGAUGAGAGAGCAAUUGAAGUUUUCCAGAAAGCUAUUGACUUGAAACCCGGUCAUGUUGAUGCAUUGUAUAAUUUGGGUGGGCUUUAUAUGGACUUAGGUAGGUUUCAGAGAGCUUCUGAGAUGUAUACUCGGGUUUUGGCAGUAUGGCCUAACCAUUGGCGAGCACAGCUGAACAAGGCUGUGUCCUUGUUGGGUGCUGGGGAAACCGAAGAGGCUAGAAAGGCUUUGAAGGAAGCACUGAAGAUGACAAAUAGAGUAGAAUUGCAUGAUGCAAUAUCUCACCUGAAACACUCUCAGAAGAAAAAGGCAAAGACUAACGGGAAUGGCAAUAGAGAGGGGGGGGCUUUUCUCGUUGUUGAGCCCUCCAAGUUUAAGACCGUCGGUGAGAGAACUACAGUAAGACAGGACUUGGCCAAUGCACUUCAAAUUAGGGCUUUUCAGAGAAUUACCAGAGUGGGUCGAUGUGAUGUGGAGCUCCUGAAGAAGGAAAUGAGAGAAAAUGAUGUUCCAGUUUCCUAUUCUGGUGGCGGUGAACCUCAGAAAUCUAUACGCAAGCCUAACUUAGAGGAAAUUCUCCGCAGGCUGCUUAAUUCCCUGAAGCCUGAAACUUUCCAGGGAGCUGUCAAAGCCAUAAAUGAGAAAGUUCUCUCUGUGUUGGAUGAAACAGGUUCAGGUAGGGUGGAUUUAGGCAUGUUUUAUGCUGUCCUUGCCCCAAUUUGCAGUGGCCAUCCAGACAAGAGAAAGCAGGUAGCCUUUGAUGCGCUUUUGUGGCGUCCAGUGAAUGAAGAUGGUUCUCAGAUUAAAAAGGUCGAUGCUGUUAAGUAUAUCAAAUUCUUAAGAACCAUUUAUAUUCCUACUCAUGGAGCUAGUGAAAUGAUGGAAAUUCAUGGAGACGUGGAUACAUCAAUGGUGUCCUUCAAUGACUUUCUAGUCAUGUUUGAUGAUCCUGAUUGGGGUUUUGGUAUCAUGUCCACUCUACUGAAACUGGAAACAGGAGAUCGUAACCGCCAUGGACGCCAUGCCUGCUCCGUUUGCCGUUACCCAAUAAUUGGGUCUCGUUUCAAGGAGAUGAAGUGUCGUUUCAGUCUGUGUAAUCAAUGCUACAGCGAAGGGAAAGUGCCUCCUCCAUUCAUGCAGGAGGAGUACAAAUUCAAAGAGUAUGGGAGUGAAGGAGAAGCAAUGAAAGAUAAAUGCACGUGCUUGACACUGCAACCCCAUAAUGGAGCGUAGCUAGUUCAUAUAGAUUUUUGCUUUCUUUCUUUUCUUGGGUGGUUCUGUGUAUUAUGACAGCAGCAGGUUGUUUUAGUUGAUGAGUGUGAUAUAGAAGAUGCAGAUGUUAAGUGGGUAUUCUUCCCUUGUAUAAUAAACGGAGGAGUUUUUCUUUCUUUCUUUCUUUCUUUGUGUUUAUUUUUUCUUUUGUAAUUUUCAAUUUCCCACAAUGGUUAUUGUAGAAAAAGAAAUUCAUUCCUAAUUUGGUAAUACCAGAGGGUGUAUAUUAACUGUA